Ambispora gerdemannii is the source of this 413-nucleotide messenger RNA. The record is from the annotation of a GenBank genome assembly. Lineage: Eukaryota; Fungi; Glomeromycota; Glomeromycetes; Archaeosporales; Ambisporaceae.
GAGCAAAAUUUGUCAAUGCAGGAAUAACUCAGUUUCAGGAAUUGGAAUAUCAGCAUAAUGAAUUAAAGAAAAUUUAUGAAGAAUUACUAAACCAUGACCAGUCUUUAACCGCUCGAAUAAAAGAUUUGGCUUCCGAAAACAUUCAUUUAGUAAGACAAAUUGAGCAUCAGGAGCAAAAGAAUAAGCGGUUAACAAGUUCAACCUCCGCCGGGGGAGGUCUUUCUUUGUUUGCGGAACUGAACCAGGCCAAUAAAUCCGAAGAAACUGAGAAAAAAAUUGCUGAAUUGGAGCAACAAUUGACCGAAAAAGAGAAACAACUAAUUGCUUCAGAAACUAAGUUGCUGGAAUUAGAAGCCCGAACUAAAAACGAACAAAGAGAUUAUUUAGAAAACGAGACUCAAAAAAAUGCUUGA